Molecule: messenger RNA, 934 nt
Organism: Plutella xylostella (diamondback moth)
Lineage: Eukaryota; Metazoa; Arthropoda; Insecta; Lepidoptera; Plutellidae
Product: chymotrypsin-1
Biological process (GO): proteolysis
Molecular function (GO): serine-type endopeptidase activity
Source: RefSeq, a predicted model, not a curated record
UCCCCGAUAAGCUGUAGUAACAAAUAUGAAGAGAGUUUUCAUCAGACGUGUGUGGGAGUCAAGUCGGACAACACAGCAAGCAUGGCUAUCAAAUAUGGAAUAGUGCUAAUAGCACUCCUUGCGGGGUGCCUAGCAAAACCGACCCUAGACGGCGAGGCCGACAUGUCCAUAUUCUUUGAGCACGUGGACCCUGACAGCCGCAUCCUGGGCGGGGCUCCCGCGGCCGCCGGCAGCGCCCCCUACAUGGUGGCGCUGGCGUCGGGAACCCUGGUCAAGAACUACGCGUGUGGAGGCUCCCUUAUAUCUACGAGGACUGUGCUCACGGCCGCUCAUUGUAUUAGAGCGCAGUACGGGUGGAAUGGACUGUCGAGCUCCCUGCAAGGCCGCGUCGGCAGCCUGAACUGGCAGCGCGGCGGCACCACAAUCUCUUUCCGUCGCAACGUGACGCACCCCCACUACGUGCACCACGACAUCAAGAACGACAUCGGUCUGCUCAUCACGACCAGCGCCGUGCGACUGACGGCUACAGUGCAGACCACGCCACUGAGCUUCCAGCAUGUGGGCGCUGGCGUGGCGGUCAAGGCUACCGGGUGGGGGCAUACUAAGUGGAACGGCGCGACCUCCAACGUGCUCCGCGAGCUGACCCUCAGCACCAUCGGCGGCGCGGAGUGCGCGCGGCGCGUGCGGCAGGAUGCCAUAGACUUUGAUUACGCAGCGCCCGCCGUGGACCCCGCGCUGGAGCUGUGCGUCUACCAUUCUGUGGGGCACGGGAUGUGCACGGGUGACUCCGGCAGUGCGCUAGUACGCUUGGACACGGGCGCGCAGGUGGGCGUGGUCUCGUGGGGCUUCCCCUGCGCCGUGGGCACUCCCGACAUGUUCGCCAGAGUCAGCGCCUAUGAGGACUUUAUACGGAGCAAUGUUGUUUAAAGUUUGC